UGGAGGAUAAGAUCAUUGGAUCAAUGAUGCCCAGACAUCCCAGUGGUGAUUCCAACCCCUCCACACCUCGCAAAGCCCCCCUUAAUGGAUAAGCUUGUGAUGUGUGUGUUGGACCAAACAGAGUGAAAUAAUAUGGCGUUGUUCAAAGGGAUUAAGAAUUUACCCCGGAAACAUUCUGUAGAGAAAAUGGAUUUACCCAAACGCAGAACUCGCUCAGAUGGUAAGAACAAUACAGAGCAUGGUGACCAUGCCCUCAAUAUGCACCCAUCUGUUUCCUCACCCACAUUUGCCUUUGGGCAGAACAGGGCCAAUUCUGAGUCCAAGCUCUUUUCCCCAACUGGGACCCCAGACAAAAAUAGUGCCAAGCUGUCCAAGAGGGAGUCAUUAAAGGUUCAGAAGAAGAACUAUCGAAGUCAAAAGAAGCAGGCGGCCAAAGAGCUGCAGAGCACGUUGACUGAUUCCUCCGUAGUGGUGCUGGCAGACUGGCUCAAGGUUAGAGGCACGCUCAAAAGUUGGACCAAGUUGUGGUGCGUGCUGAAGCCUGGACUACUGGUGCUGUACAAAAGUGAAAAACAAAAGAGCAGUCAUUGGGUUGGCACUGUUUUAUUAAACACAUGCAGAAUUAUUGAGAGACCGUCCAAAAAAGAUGGCUUUUGCUUCAAAUUAUUCCAUCCACUGGACCAGUCCAUAUGGGCUACCAAGGGACCAAAAGGAGAGACAAUCGGGGCCAUUGUACAACCCCUGCCGUAUUCCUAUCUUAUUUUUAGGGCUAUGUCAGAAUCAGCAGGGAAGUGCUGGAUGGAUGCACUUGACCUUGCUCUUCGCUGCACAAGUCUGUUAGUACGGUCCAUGAAGAAAGAUGCAGAGUCCACACAUUCAGCUGCUGGCCUCUCCCAAGAGGCCAUGUUGACCCCUCCAUUUCCAGCAGACCACAGUGAACAGUUGAAUGAGAGUGAUUGUGAAAAACAUUUUGAAGGACAGGGUCUGGACGAGGAUAGUAAAACAGAUAGAGAGGAGAUGAAGACAGAUACUGAGACAGAAUCAGAUGAAGACGAUGUCAAAGUGUUUGAGGACAAUGUACCUCCAGUGGAGACCAAGUAUGUUGAGAACGCAAAGGAAGAACUCGGACAGCAAGGUGAUUCAUGUCAAACAGAGGAAGUUGAUGAUGAAAACAAAAGUUUGAUAUGGACACUUGUCAAGCAGGUACGACCAGGAAUGGAUUUAUCUAAGGUGGUACUCCCUACUUUUAUAUUGGAGCCUCGGUCAUUCCUGGAUAAACUCACUGAUUAUUACUACCACUCCGACAUUUUAUCUGAAGCUGUGUUGUUAGAUGAUCCAUAUGCCAGACUAAAGGCUGUGGUCAGAUGGUAUCUCUCAGGAUUUUACAAAAAACCAAAGGGUCUCAAAAAACCAUAUAAUCCAAUAAUUGGUGAAACAUUUAGGUGUUACUGGAAACACCCAAAAACUAACAGUAGAACAUUUUACAUAGCUGAACAGAUAUCCCAUCAUCCUCCAGUAUCGGCCUUUCAUAUAACAAAUCGUCAUGAUGGAUUUAAUAUUAGUGGCAGCAUUCUGGCUAAAUCAAAAUUUUAUGGUAAUUCGUUAUCGGCUAUAUUGGACGGUACAGCCAAGUUAACGUUCCUUAAGAGAGGAGAAGACUACUUAAUAACCAUGCCUUAUGCACAUUGUAAAGGUAUCUUAAUAGGGACAUUGACAAUGGAGAUGGGAGGUAAAGUUUCCAUUAGCUGUCCAAAGACAAGUUACAGAGCAGAAGUGGAAUUCAAAUUAAAGCCUUUUCUAAAUAUGGGUGAAGCCUCCAACAAAGUAACUGGGAAAUUAAAGGUUGGAUCUGACACACUGGCUACUCUUGAGGGUCACUGGGACCAGGAUAUCUACAUUAAGGACAAGGCGACAGGGGAAACCCAUUUGUUUUGGAGUCCAACAGCAGAAACAAAAGCUCAGAGGCUGAAAAGAUACACAGUACCUAUAGAUCAUCAAGAGGACAUGGAAUCAGAGAGGUUGUGGAAAAAUGUUAGUGAUGCAGUAAUUACUUCAGACAUGCAUGCAGCCACUCAGGAGAAAUACAUUCUGGAGGAGAGGCAGAGAAAUGAGGCAAAGGAAAGGAAAGCAAAGAUGCUGGAAUGGAUACCAAGGCUGUUUGAGAGGGACCCCAUCACCGGGGAUUGGAUGUACAAGUUUGUGGACAUGCGACCUUGGGAUCCUAGCAAUGAUUUACUACAGUAUGAGCAAGGCUAUAAAAUCCAGACCUGGACUAAACACAAGACUCCAGUGGUCCGGACCUGCAGUAUUACGAGUCUGGAUCAAAAGCCAGACGUGUUUCCAGUUAGACAAAUGAUUUCCCGGAACUGUUCACUGAAGAAGAAAACACUGCAGGCCCUGGAGGAGAGUGAGAGUUCUACUCCAGAGAUUGAGAAUGGCAGGCUAGACAGUGAUUCAUCCGAGCCUAAUAAAAGUCGAAGGGUACAGAAAUCCUCCUCCAGAGUGCGGCUGUCCGAGGAAUCAUUGACCAAAGCAAUGCAACCUUUACUGAAACUACAGGAGGAGACAAAUCAAUCUUUAAAAGUGAUACAAACUCGUCUAACUUUAUUAACUUCUAGCAUUGAAGAGCAGCAACAAGGGACCUUAUCCACAUGGCCUUGGCUGAUUUUAAUUGCAGCAUUUGUGAUUCAGAUAUUUAUUCAGUGGAUCUUCAGGUGAAAGAGACUACCCGGUUAAACGUUGAUUGUUCAUGUUUGUUAUUGCUUUGCCAGUUAUGUUCUGUCAUGUUUCUCUUUUUUUGUUUUAUCUGCUGAUAGAAGAUCUGACUUUUAAAAACAUAAUGAUAAGAAUAAUGCAAUUGUGAUUUCUCUUUUGAGGUGUUACACUCCAUGCACUGUGUAGAUUUUUAUUCAAAAGGUAAUGGAUUUACUAUUAAAUCUACUGAUUAUAAUUCUGAUGAGCGUUCUCUAAUGCAUGUUUAUAUACAUAUACCUACAAAAACAUGUCUAAUCAAGGAAUUAUCUUUAUCCUUAGGGAAAUGGUGCAAUAAUCAUUCAAAGAAUAGAUACAUUAAUGAUUUAAAGCGUUAUGUGAUAGGACAUUUUUGCUGCAAUUUAUUAUGUAGUGUUAUGUGCUACAAUGUGUUUCAAGCUAUUGUGUUCAUCAUACAUCAUAAUUAUAUAUUUUAUUUGAUUACUAGAGUUGAUAUUAUUUCAAUUUGAUUAGUUGUGCAAUACAUCAUUAUAGCCUUAGUUGUUAAAAUGAUUUCUCAAUCUUAUGGUGCAAUCCUUUCAUAUCUGUUACAAACAUACUGUUUAACGGGUAUUUUCUGCAGUUGGAAAUUUUUGCGAUUUAACCCCCGAAAGGUAGCAGAAAAAUUAUUUAAGGGAAAGGACUACCAGAUGUUAAGGAUUUUGCAGAACACUGCAUUAUUUUACAUAUUUCUAGGUUCAAGACAUGUUGACCUUGUUCAUAGUGCAUUAGAACUGAAUCUUUGAGUUUGUAAUUGUUAAUUAUUCUCAAAUCACCUUUUUUUUUUUCAUAUUUCAAUAAGCAUUAAUUUUUAUGAUAUACAGUAAGCACUAAGCAGUUUUGAAAUAACACUGAAUCAGGCUGACUGACAUAUGUUCCACUUAUCAUGUUUGGAUAUGAAAGACAUUAAGAGAAUAUUUUGCAAUUGUAAUUUCUGCAGAUUUGUUCUAUCUGAAAAAAUUUUGCAAAAAAAAGGACAACCACAGAAAAUACCCGUUAUAUGGUAUAUUAUAUCAAACAUAUAUAUGUUAUAUUCCUUUUUUGUUAUUUCUUGUACAAAAUAUUUAUAUAUUAGUGCAAAUAUUCUGUUUACUUGAUUUGUUUGAUGUAUAAUAACUGUCUGGGCCAAUAGAGCUCAUAUUUCUUUUUUUCUCGUAGGGAUUUUAUUUUUCCUGAUGAUAAAUUUUGUUGUUUUUGUUAAUAUGUACAUGUAUAUACUUGCAUUAUCAUGUAUAAUACUGAAAUCCAUUAACCCAAGUUUGCAAAUUAAGAAUGAUUACUUGGAUAAUUUUAAGUGAAAAGCAAAAAGGGAGAUAAUUCAUGUUGAGUAAUUUAUUUCAAAAAGUUUUUAUUACUCUUGUUCAUCUGUGUGACUUUGGGAUGGUAGAGUUAAUUAACUAUCUCUAAUAUCUAGCAUAUCAGAAUGUUAUGUACAGUCGAUACAGCUUGAAAUUCAAUCUCAUUUCUUAAUUCCAAAAAUAACUAUUAUUGUGUUAUUUUGAACACUUGCAUCAAUAGAAAUUUAUGUGUAUGUACCUGAAUAUGGCUGCCAGUAAUUACAAAACAUGGCUUUACAAAAAAAGCAGUUUGACACAUUAUUUAUUGUUUUUUUUCCUUGGCCAGGUGCCAGGUUGUAUUUAUUAUUGGUGAUCAAUUUUAAAUUGAUACAUAUACACAUGUAUUGUGCAAUUAAAAUGAUAACCCUUUU
Molecule: messenger RNA, 4459 nt
Organism: Saccostrea echinata
Lineage: Eukaryota; Metazoa; Mollusca; Bivalvia; Ostreida; Ostreidae
Product: oxysterol-binding protein-related protein 8-like
Exons: 21
Coding region: 133-2718 (861 amino acids)
Cellular component (GO): cytosol; membrane; intracellular membrane-bounded organelle
Molecular function (GO): cholesterol binding
Source: RefSeq, a predicted model, not a curated record